This is a messenger RNA of Anolis carolinensis (green anole), 2173 nucleotides long. RefSeq lists its product as uncharacterized. The record is from RefSeq and is a predicted model, not a curated record. The transcript has a single exon. The coding region runs from base 180 to 1970 and encodes 596 amino acids. Lineage: Eukaryota; Metazoa; Chordata; Lepidosauria; Squamata; Anolidae.
AUAAAUCACGGACCAUCAUCAACCUGACAGACAGACAACUCACUGAAGACCAAGUAUCCAUUCUAGAAAAAGGAGGAAAUUUUGCAGUCACCACCACCAGGAUCCCAGUAGAAAACAUCAUUGCCAAUGUUGAAUCAGCAAUUUACCAGCUCCCUGAGGAAGAAGCAGAGGAGGUAAGAAUGGAAACAGCAAGGAUCCUGAGAAAUGCAAAACUCCCCCCCAGCAACAUAACGAGAAAAGAAAGACAGGCCAUCAAAGAUCUCAACUCAGAUCCUGAAAUCAUCAUUCUUCCAGCUGACAAGGGGAAUGCCACAGUAAUCAUGGAAACAAAACAAUACAAAGAAAAAAUCAGACAACUUCUAGAUCCCACAAUUUACAAGAAACUGAAACAAGACCCCACUAACAAAAUCACCAGAAAAACGAACACUCUAAUCAAGAACUCCUCCAUUAACUUUGACAUACGCCAACAGCUGUGCAAAUCAGAAGCUCUCCCACCCAGGCUUUACGGACUCCCCAAAAUCCACAAGGACUCCAUCCCACUCAGACCCAUUGUAAGUGCCAUUGGAUCGCCGACUUACAACCUGGCAAAAUUUCUGGCUACACAGCUACAAACCCACAUUGGGCUCACUGCACAUUAUAUCAAGGACUCUACACACUUUAUAGAAAAGAUCAGCAACCUCAAUCUAAGCACCAAGGACAUCCUGAUCAGCUUUGAUGUGGUGUCCCUUUUUACCAAAGUCCCAGUAGCUGACACCCUCACACUAAUCAAACAAAACUUCCCAGAAGACAUCACAGCCCUGUUUCACCAUUGCCUCACCACUAGCUACUUUCAGUGGGACACUGGAUUCUAUGAACAGAAGGAUGGAGUGGCCAUGGGGAGCCCUCUCAGCCCAGUAGUAGCAAAUUUCUAUAUGGAAUACUUUGAAAAACAGGCCCUAGAAACAGCACCAAAAAAGCCAACUGUUUGGUUCAGAUACGUAGAUGACACCUUCACAAUCUGGAGCCAUGGAGAGGAAGAACUCAGCAAGUUCCUGGACCAUCUUAACAGCAUCCACCCAAACAUCCAAUUCACCAUGGAAAAAGAAAAGGAAGGAAAACUGCCAUUUCUAGAUGUUCUGGUCAUCCGCAAACCCAAUCAACAAUUGGGCCACACAGUUUACAGAAAACCUACACAUACAGAUAGAUACCUUCAUAAAAACUCCAACCAUCACCCAAGUCAAAAAAGGAGCACAAUCAAAGCCCUGACAGACCGUGCACAAAGAAUCUGCGAACCUCACCUCCUCCAAGGUGAACUCAACCACCUAAACUGGGCUCUACAGGCCAAUGGAUACUCCACCACAGACAUCAGAAGAGCUGCAAGGCCAAGAACAAGCCAUGAGAGUCAAGACAAAGAUCCACCCAGAGGAAAGGUGUUCUUACCAUACAUCAAGGGAACUACUGACCGCAUAGGGAAGCUGAUGAAGAAGCACAACCUACAAACUAUCUACAGACCCACGAAGAAAAUCCAACAAAUGCUACGGUCAGCGAAGGACAAGAGGGAUCCUCUCUCUUCUGCAGGAGUCUACCGGAUACCAUGCAGCUGUGGACAAGUCUACAUAGGGACCACCAAACGCAGCGCCCAAACAAGAGUCAAAGAACAUGAAAGGCACUGCAGACUAAUUCAACCAGAGAAAUCAGCCAUAGCAGAGCAUUUGAUGAACCAGCCUGGACACAGAAUACUAUUUGAGAACACAAAAAUGCUGGACCAUUCUAACAACUAUCAUGUCAGACUACACAGAGAAGCCAUUGAAAUCCACAAGCAUGUGGACAACUUCAACAGAAAGGAAGAAACCAUGAAAAUGAACAAAAUCUGGCUACCAGUAUUACAAAACUCCAAAAUCAAAACAGUAGAUGGGAACCAACACAAUGAGGACUUGACUGAACAAAGGAUGCCCCCAGGCAAGGGACAAAACAUUUCCAGUGCCAAUUAGGGUGAUUAACUGAAACAUUAAUGCUGGCUCCCAGUGACAAAGAACUCUUGCCACACCUUGGACUCUACACAGAUAUAUAUUCUUUCCUUUCCUGACUUAGUUUAUCCAUACCUCACAACCUCUGAGGAUGCCUGCCAUAGAUGUGGGCGAAACGUCAGGAGAGAAUGCUUCUGGAACAUGGCCACACAGCCCGAAAGACAUAC